This is a messenger RNA of Owenia fusiformis, 478 nucleotides long. NCBI's taxonomy places the organism in Eukaryota, Metazoa, Annelida, Polychaeta, Sabellida, Oweniidae. The record is from the annotation of a GenBank genome assembly.
GUCGUUUGUUUGGAUAAUAAAAAAUGUUGAAUGUUGAAGCAGUAGCCAGUAGUAACAUACACCUGGCUGUUGUAAUACCAUGUUGGUCUUGACAGGUAUUUUUACUUUCGUGAUUGUUUCGCUUUUCCGGCGAUUUUUGGACCCGAAAAAGAGGAUCUUAUCCCGGAUACCUGGUCCAAAAGGAAUACCGUUUCUCGGAAAUGCGCUACAAAUAGAUCCAAUCAACAUUCACAAGGAUCUGUUGUCAUUGAAGGAGACCUAUGGGGAUAUAUUCAAACUGGACUUUGCUGGCGACCAAGUAGUGGUUUUAAAUAGUCAUGCUGCCAUAUACGAAGCUCUUGUGACAAAGUCUAAGGAAUUUGCAGGUAUAGUGUUUGACUAUUACGUAGUUUUUUUACUGGCAAUAGGUGGCCAUGCUAUAGCAUACGAGCAAUGAUUUGACGAGUGUCAGGCAAAAUAAAUUUUGUGAUAUCACACA